Molecule: messenger RNA, 705 nt
Organism: Phytophthora infestans T30-4
Lineage: Eukaryota; Oomycota; Peronosporomycetes; Peronosporales; Peronosporaceae
Product: secreted RxLR effector peptide protein, putative
Exons: 1
Coding region: 1-705 (234 amino acids)
Source: RefSeq, a predicted model, not a curated record
AUGCAUUUGCUACACCAGGCUAUGCUGCUGUUUGCAGCUUACUUCUUCUUAAAUGUUGAUGCUGAAUCGAAGGUCCGAAGCUUGAAUCGCGCAGUGUCGAAGAAUCCGAUCAACCGCUACCUGAGGGUUGUGAGUGACGACGAAAGAGGAUAUAUCAGCUUUCUCGGCCUCGAGAAAACACAGGAAUGGAUUAAUUCUCUGGUGAAGAAAAUAAUCGCGAGCCCAAAGCCGACCCAGGAUAAUAUUCCCGACGAAACGCUAUCACAUGUGCUCAAUGCAGUAAGCCCACUAAAGAAUAGCAUUUCAGCUGCUACCAAGCAUCAAAGUCCCCAGAUCCAGAUGUGGCUCAACGAAGGGAAAUCAACAGGAGAAGUGUUUAAGCUGCUUGAAUUGAAAAAAUUCACGCUCCCAAACUUCAAAAUAGCUGAUGGCACGCUGUUCGAUCAACCAAGCUUUCACACUUGGGUGCAGUACGUGGACGAUUUCAACGCAAAGAACCCUAUGAAGCAAGAAUCGAUGACCCCGUCUUUAUUGACUGCUUACAGCGACGUAACCCUGUCAAAAGCCCUUGCGCUGGCGAAAAAAGGCCCGACCACUGAGGCUCUCGCCACUAAACUAAGGAAGGAACAAAUUCAGUGGUGGCUGAAAGACGACAAAACCCCAGAGACUGUUUUCAAAUUGUUUAUGCUCGACAUGAUCUACUGA